Molecule: messenger RNA, 1254 nt
Organism: Chanos chanos (milkfish)
Lineage: Eukaryota; Metazoa; Chordata; Actinopteri; Gonorynchiformes; Chanidae
Gene: ckmt2b
Product: creatine kinase, mitochondrial 2b (sarcomeric)
Exons: 9
Coding region: 1-1254 (417 amino acids)
Biological process (GO): phosphocreatine biosynthetic process
Cellular component (GO): mitochondrion
Molecular function (GO): creatine kinase activity
Source: RefSeq, a predicted model, not a curated record
AUGGCAAGCACUUUCACCCGUUUGCUGAGUGGCCGUAACACUGCUGUGUUACUGGCUGGACUGGGAGCAGGAACGCUGGCAUCUGGCUACAUGCUCAGUGAUUCUGCUGCUAUCUCUGCUGAAGAAAAAAGGAAGCUCUACCCACCCAGUGCUGACUUUCCAGACCUGCGGAAGCACAACAACUGCAUGGCAUCUGCCCUGACCCCAGCAGUUUAUGCUCGCCUGAGGGACAAGCUCACCCCCAACAACUGGAGCCUCGACCAAUGCAUCCAGACCGGUGUGGACAACCCAGGACAUCCUUUCAUCAAAACAGUGGGCAUGGUGGCAGGAGAUGAGGAGAGCUAUGAGGUGUUUGCUGAAAUCUUUAAUCCAGUCAUCAAGGACAGGCACAAUGGCUAUGACCCCCUAACUAUGAAGCAUCCAACUGACUUGGACGCCUCAAAGAUCACCUCUGGAAUGUUUGACGAGAACUACGUGCUUUCCUCGCGCGUUCGUACGGGCCGCAGCAUCCGGGGACUGAGCCUUCCUCCUGCCUGCAGCCGCGCAGAGCGUCGUGAGGUGGAACGCGUGGUGGUCCAAGCCCUGUCUGGUUUGAAGAACGAUCUCUCUGGCCGCUACUACAGCCUGACCGAGAUGACUGAGCAGGAGCAGCAACAGCUCAUUGACGACCACUUCCUUUUCGACAAACCUGUGUCCCCCUUGCUGACUUGUGCAGGGAUGGCCCGUGAUUGGCCAGAUGCCAGAGGAAUCUGGCACAACAAUGAGAAGACAUUCUUAAUCUGGAUCAAUGAGGAGGACCACACCCGCGUCAUCUCUAUGGAGAAAGGCGGCAACAUGAAGAGGGUAUUUGAGAGGUUCUGCCGGGGCCUGAAAGAGGUGGAGAGGUUGAUUCAGGAGAAGGGCUGGGAGUUCAUGUGGAACGAACACCUUGGCUACGUCCUGACCUGCCCCUCCAACCUGGGUACCGGCCUGAGAGCCGGAGUACACGUUCGCCUGCCACUCCUCAGCAAGGAUCCACGCUUCAGUAAGAUUCUGGACAAUCUCAGGCUACAGAAACGCGGCACAGGUGGUGUGGACACCGCCGCCGUGGGUGACACAUUCGACAUCUCCAACCUCGACCGACUUGGCAAGUCUGAGGUCGAGCUGGUUCAGCUGGUAGUUGAUGGAGUCAACUACCUGAUUGACUGUGAGAAGAAGCUGGAGAAGGGUCAGGAUAUCAAGGUCCCAGCUCCCAUUCAGCAGUUCAGGAAGUGA